UCUCCCCUCUGAUAUAUCAGCGGGGAGAAGAGGUAAGAGGCCAGAAUGGGGAGUAGAAGAAGAGGGGAGGGGGAGGGAAAUUUUUUUCUCUACUGGACGGAGAAAUCAAUAUUCAUGCCAUCAGGUUGGAGGCUACCUAGAUGGAAUAUAAGGUGUUGCUCUUCCACUCUGAGAGUGGCCACAUCUUGGCAUAAGAGGAGGCAGUGGACUGACAUGUCGGACCAAAAAUGGAAGUUCUGCUUUUGGCAGAUGAAGCAGAGGUACUCAAUGAAGCAGCCCCAAUUUACAACAGCUAUCACCAAUGUAGAGGAGGCCACAUCAGGAGCGCCAGACAUAAUGGACAACCCCAGCAGAUUUGCAAAUGAAGUGUGCCUCACCUGGAAGGACUGUUUAUUCACUUCCAUAGAAGCUGCCUGACCUAGUGAGCUCCUCCUGCAUUUUGUGUGUGUUGCUUUGGAUUUCCAGCAGUUGCAGAAUUUCUUGUAUUUAUGAUAUACCUGUAAUGUAUUGGACUAAGUCUAUUAAUCUCUGUGGCUUAUUGCAUUCCUGUACAUUUCCAUUGCUGUACUAGACUAUAAUGUAACCAAUUGGGAUACUUUCAGUAGUGCAUCUGUAGAAAUUUGCCAGUUUUCUGGGAUAAGCUGAACUUCCUUAACCUCCUAAGAAAGUAAAGAUACUGGCACACCUUGAUGUCAUUGCAUAUGUAUACUUAAGCCCAGGAUAGGUCAAUCCUGUAUGUUAAUACUCAGGAAUUUAAAGCUACUGACUUCGCUGCUGAUUUAUCCAGUGUAGACUGGUGCAUGAUUGCCCUUCCCUUUCCUGAAGUUGACAACCAGCUUUUCUUAGUUUUAUGACGUUGAGUGAGAGUUUGCUGUUGCGACGCCUCUUAUCUGGAUGAUUAACCUCACUCUUGUUUGCCUGUAAUUUGUUUAAUAUCGGUGUCAUUGGUGAAUUUAUAAAGCAUUGGAGCUGUGCUUAGCCACACGAUCAUGUAUAUGGAGAGUAGAGAGCUCAGUAUACAAGCUCGUGGUUCAUCUGAGUUGAUGACAAGUAAGGAGAUUAAGGAGAUGUCAGAGGUGACUUUGUGAAGAUGGCACAGGCAGUGAGGUGGAUGGUGCAGAGGGUGGUGACCGGGACCCCGAUGCUUGCCAGUGCUGUUGUUAAGUAUUCAAGACCUCGUAUUGCUACUUUUUGGAAAUAUGCUUGGGUAGAGCUGUCCUCCAACAUCACUGUGGCUGUUGAAAGCUUUAAGGGCCUUGCUGCAUCUUUCAAGGCUGGGACUUACAAACAACUAACUGUCAAGGAUGCCUUGAGAAACACAAAAGUUCUGAUGUGGUUUUUCAUUAGUGAGGUCAUUGGCCGAGGAAGCCUGAUUGGACAUAGAGUCUGAGCUCCUCUGUUUGACCAAGCAUUCCAUUGUAUGUGAAUGAACAUAAUAUUUCAAAAUAAACAAACCUAUUAUUAAGACCUGGAAAAAAAAGUAAGGAGAUGUUGUUAAUAAUCCUCAAUGAGGCCUGCCAGUAUAGAACUUGUGUAUCUAGUUGCAGUAGGAAGUAUAGAGACCCCGGUCAUUCAGCUUGACAAAAAGUUUGAAUGGGAUGAUUGAAAAAUGUGAUGUAGUAGGUAAACAACAUCCUUAUGUAUGAGCCUCUAUCGUGGUAGGGAGAUGGGAUCCAAAACCAGGCAAAUUCAGUAAACAGGUCUGGUUGGAGCAUCGCAGGGAGCAAGGGAAGCUUGAUAGAUUAAGUUGCAUUUAUUUCAAUGCAGGUGAUCUGACAGGCAAGGUAGAUGAACACACGGCAUCAAUAGGUUGAUGAGAUUGAGAUAUUGCAGCCAUAACAGAAAUCUGACUGAAGGAAGGACAGGACUUGCAGCUCAGUGUUCCAGGGUACAGAUGCUACAGGAUGAAUAUGGGAGGAGUUAAGAGAAAUUGGAGGUGGGGUUAUGAUUUUAUGUAGGGAGAACAUCACAUGAAUAUGAAAUGAUUGGAGGGAUAUGGGCCGUGUGCAGAAGGAACUAGUUUAAUUGGGUGUUAUUAACUUAAUUAGUUUGGCACAAUAUCAUGGAUUGAAGGGUUUCUUCCUGUGUUCUCUUCUAUGUUCUAUUUAGAGAGGAUAUUCAUGGAAUUGUACAGUGAGGCAGUAUGGGGGAACUGAGAAAGAAAAGGGGUGAUUACAGAUGGCAUUGUACUUGAGGCCUCCUGUUGUCAGAGGAGCAAAUAUGUAGGCCCAUCACUGUAGCUGUGAAAAUAGUAGGGUUGCAGUAGAAGUGAAUUUUAACUCGUAUUUAGACUAGGGCUAUCAUUGUAUUAAGGGCAUGGAGGGGGAGGAAUUUAAGUGCAUUCAGGAAAAAAUUGUCAAGUAAUAUGAAGGAGAGGCAAAAUUUGACAUAUUUGAUGUGGGUAUUAAGGUAAGGCAGGUGACUAAAGGAUUAGUCUGGGAGCACCUCGGGACCAGUAACCUUAUUUCUAUUAGUUGUUAGAUAGUUAGGGGAAAGGAUAAGAAUUGUGGACAAGUUUGUCCUGAAUUGAAGCUAGGCUAAUUUUGAUUUUGGAUAGGAACCUUCAAAAGUUGAUUGGGUGGUGGUGGAGGGGGGGUGGGGGUGGUGGAGAGGCUUUUGCAGGUAGCUUCAAGUAAAGACAUUAUCAAAGUACAUGCAUAUCACUACAUAAAACCCUGAGAUUCAUUUUCUUGCAGGCAUAUUCAAUAAAUCCAAUACCAUAAUAGAAUCAAUGGAAGACCACCAACUGGGCAUAAAAACCAAUGUGCAAAAGAGAAAAAAAAAGCUAUGCAAAGUACAAAAAGAAAGAAAUAACAUUUAUAAAUAAAUGAGCAAUAAAUACUGAGAAAAUGAGAUGAGCCCUUGAAAAUGAGUACACAGAUUAUGGGUACAUUUUAGUGAUGGAGCAAGUGAAGUUAUCUCCUUUGGUUCAAGAACCCGAUGGUUGAAGGGGUAGCAAUUGUUUCUGAGCCUGGAGGUGUACGUCCUCAGGCUCCUGUACCACCUUCCUGAUGGGAGCAAUGAAAGGAGAGCAUGUUCUAGGAGGUGGGGAUCCCUGAUUAUGGAUGCUGCUUUCCUAUGAUUACACUCCGUGUAGAUCUGCUGAGCGGUGAGGAGGGUUUUACUUGUGAUGGACUGGACAGUAUCCAUUAUUUUCUGUAGGAUUUUCCAUUCAAAGGCAUUGGUGCUUCCAUACCAGGCUGUGUUGCAGCAGUUGAUAUUCUCUCCACCACACAUCUAUAGAAGUUUUAGAUAUCAUGUUGAUUAUUUGCAAACUCCUAAGGAAGUAGAAGUGCUGCCAUGCUUUCUUCAUAAUUGCACUUACAUAAUUGCUGGGGGUAAGACAGGUCCACUAAAACGAUAACACUGAGGAAUUUAUAGUUGCUUGGUCUUGCUGACAUAUUGAGUAAGAGGUUGUUGUUGUGGCACCACUCAAGCCAGAUUUACAAUCUCCCUCCUAUCUGUUGAUACAUCACCACCUUUGAUUCGUCCUACGACAGUAGUGUAGUCAGCAAACUUGUAUAUGGCAUUGGAGCUGUGUUCAGCCACACAGCUGUAAGUAUAGAGUGGGGGACG
Hypanus sabinus (Atlantic stingray) is the source of this 3576-nucleotide messenger RNA. Its product is annotated as ATP synthase subunit g, mitochondrial-like. Gene Ontology annotation, molecular function: proton transmembrane transporter activity. Gene Ontology annotation, biological process: proton motive force-driven ATP synthesis. The transcript has a single exon. The record is from RefSeq and is a predicted model, not a curated record. Lineage: Eukaryota; Metazoa; Chordata; Chondrichthyes; Myliobatiformes; Dasyatidae. The coding region runs from base 1091 to 1390 and encodes 99 amino acids.